Messenger RNA from Malaya genurostris, 1300 nucleotides. RefSeq names its product charged multivesicular body protein 3 (gene Vps24). Gene Ontology annotation, cellular component: multivesicular body; ESCRT III complex. Gene Ontology annotation, biological process: protein transport; late endosome to vacuole transport; endosome transport via multivesicular body sorting pathway. The record is from RefSeq and is a predicted model, not a curated record. Bases 146 to 811 code for a protein of 221 amino acids. The transcript is spliced from 2 exons. Lineage: Eukaryota; Metazoa; Arthropoda; Insecta; Diptera; Culicidae.
CAAAUUUUAUUUGUAAAUAUCCACGAAUGAUUCACGCAAUUAGACACAGGGCAAUUGUGUAUUAAUGUAUUUAAUAUUUUUUUUAAUUGAUUUUUGUACCAAAAUAUAGCUGACUUAAUAACUACUACAAUAAUUUGAAUUCACCAUGGGUCUUUUCGGUAAAUCACAAGAAAGAAAUCCAAAAGACAUGGUACAAGAGUGGUCGUCUAAAUUAAGGAAAGAAUCUUAUGCAUUGGACAGACAAAUACGUUCCAUCCAACGGGAAGAGGAAAAAGUGAAGCGAUCUUUAAAAGAAGCUGCCAAAAAGAACGACAAGGAAAUUUGCACCACACUGGCGAAAGAACUGAUCCGUUCCAGAAAAGCCGUUAAUAAAAUUUACACUAGCAAAGCUCAUAUAAAUUCGGUUCAGCUCCAAAUGAAGAAUCAGCUGGCAACUGUACGAGUGGCUGGUUCCCUAUCAAAAUCAACCGAAGUGAUGCAAGCUAUGCAGGCUCUUGUCAAACUUCCGGAAGUCGCUGCAGCGAUGCGAGAUAUGUCAAAAGAAAUGAUGAAAGCUGGUAUCAUAGAAGAAAUGAUUGAUGAAACGAUGGAAUCCCUAGAGGAUGUUGAAGAAAUGGAGGAAGAAGCACAGAAGGAAAUCGACAAGGUUCUGUGGGAGAUCACUGCUGGCAAGCUUGGUGAGGCUCCCUCAGCACCGAUGGCGGCACCAACGAAGGAAAGUGAGGGUGAAGCUUCAGGCGUGAUGGCAGAGGUCGAGGAUGAAGAAGACAUGAAAGAUAUGCAGAGUCGGCUGCAAGCGUUACGAUCGUAAUUUUAGUCAGAAUCUAGCUAACUAUUCAGAAUUUAAAUAUCAACAUCAAAACAUUUUGGUGGAGUCCAUUAUGUUUUCACUUACGUUACUAUAUUCCUCGUGUACAUAUAGUCAGAUUUUUUUUCCGGCUGCGGAAGUACAGCUCGUAGACGAGUAUUUCUAUUUUCUUCCGAAUAGAGCGUUGAACUAAAAUGAUUGUGAUUUGUGAAGGAAAAUGCAUUAACCUUUAGGAAUAUUUAAAGAGCUCUAUAACUUGAACUCAUGUUUUCUUUGAUGUUUUCAUUGGCCCUUGAUUCUUUUGAAUAGUAUAAGUCUUUGCGUGCUUGUAGAAAAAAAAAGUUAAAUCAUUUGGCUCGUCAGGUUAAUUACGUUACGAGUGUUUUAUUUACUCACACAAUGCAUAAAUAAAAGAUAAGAAUUUGUCUGCAAAGGUUGGUUCUUAGCAGCACGUCUUAAAAUAAAAACGAUUUUUUUACACUCACCAUCUGA